Odontomachus brunneus is the source of this 1923-nucleotide messenger RNA. RefSeq names its product GMP reductase 1-like. Lineage: Eukaryota; Metazoa; Arthropoda; Insecta; Hymenoptera; Formicidae. Gene Ontology annotation, cellular component: GMP reductase complex. The transcript is spliced from 6 exons. The coding region runs from base 1 to 1053 and encodes 350 amino acids. The record is from RefSeq and is a predicted model, not a curated record. Gene Ontology annotation, molecular function: GMP reductase activity. Gene Ontology annotation, biological process: nucleotide metabolic process.
AUGCCGAACAUAAUAAAUGACAUAAAGCUAGACUUUAAGGACGUGCUGCUACGCCCGAAACGCAGCACGCUAAAGAGCAGAUCCGACGUAGAUCUUUUUAGAGAAAUCACAUUUCGUAAUUCCAAACAAACAUACAAAGGAAUUCCUGUAAUGGCCUCUAAUAUGGAUACAGUGGGAACAUUUGAAAUGGCAAAAGCAUUGUCAAAGCAUGGCCUUUUUACUACGAUUCAUAAAUAUUACACUGUAGAUGAAUGGAAAAAUUUCGCUACACUCAAUCCCGACUGUGUAAAAAAUAUAGCAGCCAGCUCGGGAACAGGAAAUGAAGAUUACGAACGUCUUUCGAGCAUUUUGGACGUUGUGCCAGAACUGUCAUUCAUAUGUUUAGACGUUGCGAACGGCUAUUCCCAACAUUUUGUCGAGCACGUGAGAAAAGUAAGAGCGCGAUAUCCGAACCACACUAUAAUUGCAGGAAAUGUUGUGACAGGAGAAAUGGUGGAGGAACUAAUACUCUCCGGGGCAGAUAUAAUUAAAGUAGGAAUCGGACCUGGUUCUGUCUGUACGACACGAAUGAAAACCGGUGUGGGCUAUCCCCAAUUGAGCGCCGUAAUCGAAUGCGCGGAUGCGGCACACGGCUUAAAAGGACACAUUAUUGCUGAUGGUGGUUGCACUUGUCCAGGCGAUUUGGCGAAAGCGUUUGGUGCCGGCGCGGAUUUUGUCAUGGCAGGAGGUAUGUUUGCAGGCCAUGAAGAAUGUGGAGGCGAGGUUAUAGAAAAAAAUGGAAAAAAAUUCAAGCUUUUUUAUGGAAUGGCUUCCAGCACGGCCAUGAAGAAACAUGCUGGCGGAGUUGCGGACUACAGAUCCUCAGAGGGAAAGACUGUUGAAGUGCCUUAUAGAGGUUUGGUCGAAAAUACUGUGCUGGAUAUAUUAGGCGGCUUGAGGUCGGCUUGCACUUACACGGGAGCCGAACGUUUGCGCGAAUUGCCGCGACGAGCGACGUUUAUACGCUGCACGCAACAAUUAAAUCCUAUGUACGGUCCACCGCCAGAAAUAUGAAGCGUUUACAUAAGUGUUAAAUUAUAUUCUUUAGUAAAGGCUUAGGAAAGAAAUGUUUAACAGCAAUACUUGUUGACUGCGUAUUAUUUGCUGGCGAAUAAUAUUUAUAUAUGGGUGAAAAUAUGUGUAUAUAUAUAUGUAUAUACAGAAUGUUCAGCGUAACGGUCCGUACGAUUUUUUAGAUACUUCCGACAGUUUAAGAAAAAGAUUGCAAGGUGAAACUGUUUCGUGCAGGCUACAAAAAACUUGCAAUGGAGAUAUCUACAAGCUCUUGUGUACCAAACACUAAUUAAAUGUUCAAAAUUUUCGAGAAAAUAUAAUUAUAGCUUGUGUAAAUUUAGAUUCAAACAGCAUAUAGCUGUUAUACGCAUUAAUUUAUUAAUAAGAACAGAAUUUGUGUUGCAGAAGAAGGCAAGCAAUUUGAAUACUUGCUUCCAUAAGUUGAAGUUUUUCUAUUGUUUUACUAUUGUUGUUAAUAAAAGUAACAUUUGUGAUAAUACGUUGAAUUUAGCUUAAAGUUCUCUACAAUAUUAUGUAAAAAAGAAAGUGUAUGGUGCUAUUUAAAAAAUUCAAGACUUUGAUUUCUCUCUUUAUGAAAAAAAAAUAUUUUUUUAUUUUUUGUUAUUACAAGUAGCUUGAACGAUCAGUUGCAAAUUCACCUUGCAAUCUUUUUCUUAAACCAUCGAAGAUGUCUAAAAAAUCAUGCGGACCGUUACGCUGAACACCAUAUAUACACGCGAUCUUGCUAAAAUGUUUACCAUUUAUGUGAUAACAUUCAAGUAUUACGAAUUAUUGCUGAAUACGCUCAAAUGAAAGAAUGUUACACAUUAAUUAUCUAUAUGCACAAAUAAAAAAUUUCGUUAUAUUAAA